Molecule: messenger RNA, 1374 nt
Organism: Vicia faba (fava bean)
Lineage: Eukaryota; Viridiplantae; Streptophyta; Magnoliopsida; Fabales; Fabaceae
Source: the annotation of a GenBank genome assembly
AUGGACAUCACAAUUACAUCAAAAGAAAUAAUAAAACCAUCAUUUCCCACACCAAAUGAACACAAACUCUUAAAACUAUGUCUCUUUGAUCAACUUCAAUUAGUAACAUAUUUACCAAUGGUUAUGUUUUACCCUAAAAAAGAAAGCCUAAUUGAAAUCUCCCAUUUUAUUACUCAAUUAAAAAAAUCACUUUCUGAAACACUAACAAUUUUCUACCCUAUAGCUGGAAGAAGAAAGAAUCACACUUUCAUCACAUGUAAUGAUGAAGGUGCUAUUUACUUGGAAGCCAAGGUAAACCAAACCAUGGUUGAGUUUCUCACCCCACCUAAGCUAGAAUUUCUAAACAAAUUGCUUCCAUGUGAGCCUAAUAAAAUGCAUCAAAAAAUUGGAGAAGAAGAAGAUUUACCACAAGUACUUGUUCAAGUUAACAUAUUCAAGUGUGGUGGAAUAGCUAUAGGUACUUGUAAUCUCCAUACCCUCCUAGACGGUUGUUCCGGCAGCCUCUUUCAAACUACAUGGGCGGCCAUUUGUCGUGGCCGCCCUAGCAACGAAUUGCCUCGUCCCGAUUUCUUUUCCGCUUCUUCCUUCUUUCCACCAAAUGAUAAUUUAAUUUUGCAUGAUCAUGUUGGUGAAAAUGAUAAUGAGGUAUUAGAUGUUCAAAAGAAAUGUAGCACAAGAAGAUUUGUGUUUGGUUUAGAAUCGAUCAACGCUCUACGAGAUAAAGCGAAAGACGACGAUUAUAAUGAUAAUGAUAAUGAAAGAUCUAAGUUUCCUACAAGAUAUGAAGUAUUAGCUGCUUUUAUUUGGAAACAUAUGACACUUGCAUGUAAAAAGGAGGGAGGUGUAGAUAGCAAAAGACCAGCAUUGGCUAUACAUAUUGUGGACAUGAGGAGAAGGAUGGGCGAGCCAUUUUCUAAAUACACUAUAGGCAACAUUUUGUGGCCAGUGAUGGUGUUUUGUGAAGAAGUUAAUGAAGAAAUUGAUAUAAAAUAUUUGGUUAGAAUUUGUAAAGAGAAAUUUGGGAAGGUUUCAAGGGAAUUGUUUUUAAGAGUGAAGAAUGAUACAAGUAUGUUAGGGAGCAAUGAAUGUGUGGAUUUGCCACAAGGUGUUGAGACAAAGUGUCCAAUUCCAGUGGUUUUGACAAGUUGGUGUGGUUUGAAUUUCAGUGAGCUUGAUUUUGGUUGGGGGAAGCCUUAUUGGGUUGGUGUUAGAGGUGGUGAUCAAGAAACACUUCCUAAUGUAGCUGUUAUUAUGGAAACAGAUGAAGGAAUGGAAGCUUGGUUGACAAUGGAAAUGGAACAUAUAGAUAACUUGGAAAAUGAUAUGGAGUUUCUUAAAUUAGCUUUGUCUAAUCCUAGUGUUUCAAACAUAUAG